AAAUUAUAAAUGUGGUGACAAACUUAUAAAUAAAUAGAAAGUACAAACAUAUUUACAUUGGUUAGGUAAAUAUGAGAAAUUCUACAUCGGUUUUGCUUAGGACCGAUGUAGAAAUGAGACCUAAUAUCACCGUGCAAAGCCACACUACCCUUUCAUCGCCGUCACCCUCCAACCACACCCAAAACCGUUCUCCUCGCGGAAGACCUCCUCCUCCUCAACCACCUCCUUCGCGUCCUCGACUCCGGAGAGGAAGAGCAAGCAGUCCAAGAGGCUUAAGAUUCUGUAGCUAGGUUGAUGGAUAGACAUGAUGACGAUGCUUUCGCUCUGAGCGAUUCUCUGGAGGACCUUCACCACCAUGAAGGCGUUGGUGGAGUCGAGCCCAGAGGUAGAUUCGUCCAGGAAGAGGACGAUGGGGUCGUGGAUGAUGUCGACGCCGAUGGAGACGCGGCGCCGUUCGACGCCGGAGACGCCGCGGUGGCUUUCGUCGCCGAUGACGGUGGAGGCGGCGGAGCGGAGGCCGAGCUGGUCGAUGAGGGUGUGGACGCGGGCUUUUUUCUUGGACUUGGAGAGGGAGCGGGGGAGGCGGAACUCGGCGGCGAAACACGGAGGAGCGGCGCUAGGGUUUCCGAUUUGGGGAACUCCGAGCACCGACUCGUGGAUCGCGCGUUUAAUGUAGCAGAGGUUAGCUUUUUACACUGUAGGUGCUCCAACUUUUACCUAUGAAGUCACUUUCUUCUAAGCUUGUGGUGAAGAAAUUAGAGCUGUCGUUGGAGAAAUUUCUGAAGGAUCAUUACCUGUCUGGCUCCCCGGUUAUUAUCAGUGAUUGUAUGGCUCACUGGCCGG
Cajanus cajan (pigeon pea) is the source of this 843-nucleotide messenger RNA. Lineage: Eukaryota; Viridiplantae; Streptophyta; Magnoliopsida; Fabales; Fabaceae. The record is from RefSeq and is a predicted model, not a curated record.